AUGUUAAAUUAGUAAAAGGAAUGAGAAGAUGACUAUUUCAUUCACUCCAACCGUACACGCUUUAAAAGUUGUCGUUGAUAGAAAGAGAUCAAAUAACAUCGAUACACCAUAAUGCUUGAUCUAAUUAUAAAUAUGUAUGUUGUGAAAGAAAUGUGUUUUGAAUUGAAUAUUUAAUUCCUCCAAUUAAUACUCAAGAAUUAAAAAAAAAUUGAUAACGUGAAAUAGGAUUAGUGUUUUUCUGCCAAGAGUAAAAACCACAUAUUAUAUAUAUAUAUAUAUUUUUUUUCUUUCAAAAAUAAAAAAUAAAAAUAAAAAUUCCAUAAGCUCAAACCACAUGAAACACAUGCUUAUCUGGCAUUCAAAUAACCAUAUCUUAUUUUAAUUUUUUUUAUCUGGCAACGUGGAAGUUGCUAUACACGAAGUCACAAAAUGCCAAAAACAGUCAUUUCAAUCUCCAAAUUAUCUGACUCAACCAAAGUGGCAUCUCAAUCUUCGAAUAAUAAGGGCACAAAUUACAGAUGCCUGAUUCGCUCCCUGGCUAGGCCAGCCAUGUAGUAAGCACCAAUGAGUCAAAACUCUCUUCUUCUCCCCGGAAGAAUGAAGCCCCACACCCACAUCACCACCACUAAUUUUAAUUCUGUAGCUGCGCCAUACCCUCCUACACGACGCCGUUUCCCUUCCUUAACUCGCCACGUCACAUUAUCCCUCAAUGCUCAAUACAACCGCGAGGAUGCUCGCCGUCGCUCCUCCUCCGCCGAAUAUUCCGUCGCUCGGAGAGCCGUUUUACUCACUCCCUUCCUCGCCGCCGCCGGCUCUUGCCUCCAACAAUCACCGUAUUUGCAUUCAAUGGCCGAGGAAAUGACGUCACCUUCCCCGCCGUCGACUCUGCCUCCUCCCAAGGUGGUGCAAGAGGAGGAGGUAGUCUCGGCGAGGAUAUACGACGCGACGGCUAUAGGGGAGCCGUUGGCGGUGGGGAAAGAUAAGAAGAAAGUGUGGGAGAAGUUGAUGACCGCGAGGAUUGUUUAUUUAGGGGAAGCUGAGCAAGUUCCGAUUAGAGAUGAUAAAGACUUGGAGCUUGAGAUUGUUAAGAAUUUAAAAAAACGGUGUGUCGAAAGCGAGAGGCCGUUGGCUUUGGCUAUCGAAGCUUUUCCUUCCGAUUUACAAAAACAACUCAAUCAGUUCAUGGAUAAAAGGAUAGAUGGAGAAGAAUUGAAAUCUUAUGUUUCACAUUGGCCAGCUCAAAGGUGGCAGGAGUAUGAGCCUCUUUUAAAUUAUUGUCGCGAUAAUGAAGUUCGCCUUGUUGCUUGUGGAACUCCAUUAAAGAUCCUAAGGACUGUGCAAGCUGAAGGUAUUCGUGGCCUCUCCAAGGCUGAGCGUAAUGUAUAUGCCCCUCCAGCUGGUUCUGGGUUCAUCUCAGGCUUUAGUUCUAUUUCACGCAGAUCAUCAAUGGAUAAUCAUUUCCCCACUCAGUCAAUUCCAUUUGGUCCAAGUUCAUAUUUAUCUGCACAAGCAAGAGUGGUAGAGGAAUAUAACAUGACCCAAAUUAUUCUAAACGAAGUUGCAGAUGAAGGAGGUACUGGUUUGUUAGUAGUGGUAACAGGUGCAAACCAUGUCCAAUUUGGUUCCAGAGGGACGGGGGUGCCUGCCAGAAUUUCAAAGAAGAUUCAGAAGAAGAACCAAGUAGUUUUACUCCUUGAUCCUGAAAGGCAGUACAUAAGAAGAGAGGGAGACGCCCCUGUCGCUGAUUUUUUGUGGUAUUCUGCAGCCAGACCAUGCAGUAGAAAUUGUUUUGAUCGUGCUGAAAUUGCUAGAGUUAUGAAUGCAGCUGGCAGGCAGCGAGAUGCCCUACCCCAGGACCUUCAAAAGGGACUUGACCUUGGUUUAGUAUCUCCCGAGGUCCUGCAGAACUUUUUUGAUUUGGAGCAAUAUCCUCUUAUUUCAGAGCUCACCCAUCGCUUCCAGGGUUUCAGAGAAAGAUUGUUAGCAGAUCCCAAAUUCUUGCAUAGAUUAGCUAUAGAAGAAGCUAUAUCGAUAACAACUACUCUCUUGGCACAGUAUGAGAGGCGUAAAGAAAAUUUCUUUGAAGAGCUUGACUAUGUAAUUACGGAUACAGUCCGGGGAUCAGUUGUUGAUUUUUUUACUGUAUGGCUCCCUGCCCCAACUAUCUCAUUCCUCUCAUAUGCUGAUGGAGUUGACAACAUGGAUGCAUUAAAAGGUCUCCUUGGUUCAAUACCUGAUAAUGCAUUUCAGAAGAAUCUUGCAGGGAAGGACUGGAAUCUCAGUCACAGAUUAGCAUCUGUGCUCGUUGGUGGUCUGAAACUGGCUAGUGUUGGAUUUAUUUCUAGCAUUGGGACUGUGGCUGCCUCAAAUAUUUUGUAUGCGAUACGCAAAGUUCUCAAUCCAAAAUUGGUUUCUGAGCAACAAAUUAGAAGAUCACCGAUACUCAAAACAGCUGCUGUUUAUGGAUGCUUUCUAGGGACAUCUGCAAAUCUUCGUUAUCAGAUCAUUGCUGGAAUUGUGGAGCAUCGCAUUUCUGAUGAAUUUUCUUCUCAAACAUUACUUGUGAAUAUGCUUUCUUUUGUUGUUCGGACUGUCAACUCCUACUGGGGAACUCAGCAAUGGGUUGAUCUUGCUCGCUUUUCGGGACUGCAAACUCGGAAGAAUAAACCAACUUCUUACCAGACUCCAGAUUCUCCUAAUCCUGCUGCAUUGGAAUGCAACACUGCAGAAGAGGCCAAUAUUGAUGAAUUAAAGAAUCAGUGAGUAAAAUUCCAACAUUAAUUCUUACAAAUUAAUGGAGAAUGCAAGGAUGGCAUUCGAGCAUUAGCCGCAAAUGCAUUGCGAGUACAUUGAUUCAAUACAGCUUCAAAUUGUCUAAUAACAGAAUGAAUGGCUGCACCCUUGAUUUGAAACCUUUUCUCCAAAACAAGUUAUGUUGACUUAAGGGCUCUUCUGUAAUCUAUUCGGUUUUGUAGAGUUUAGCAUCAGGGAAAUUAGCUUGUCUUGUAAAGCCACUGCUAUAGUUUGCAGUUACGAAUCUUCACCAUGUCCUUAGAUCCACCAUGGGAGUCUAUCUGUUGCUAGCAACGCAGGAAAGCUCUUGACAUUUUAUUCAACUAUAUCUGUAUCAUCUGCCCAUUAAACAUAACAUACAUUCAGGAGAAAAAUUUUGGAAAAUUUAGACUUCGGGCUCAAAUAUUGGUUUGGCAUUUUGAAUGCGUCCCUCAAGAGUCCACAGUUCCUUUCAUUGUUUUAUUCUUCUCAUUGUGUUAUGUAAUAUUUGCCAUGAGUGAUUUUAUAACCUCUAGCUGGAUAUGCUGAUUGUGCUGACUGUAUUAAGCUCUGAGUUUAGAAAUUUGUGGUUUCUAAUUUCAUGCUAUUCAUUUUGGGCUUAGCUCAAGCUGUGGGGGGGAGGACUAGGGGGAGAUUGGUAAAGUAUACUCCUUGUAACAAAAAGAAAAAGCUAAAAAAACAGAUU
Messenger RNA from Theobroma umbraticum, 3478 nucleotides. RefSeq names its product protein RETICULATA-RELATED 5, chloroplastic-like. Lineage: Eukaryota; Viridiplantae; Streptophyta; Magnoliopsida; Malvales; Malvaceae. The record is from RefSeq and is a predicted model, not a curated record.